Physella acuta is the source of this 2983-nucleotide messenger RNA. RefSeq names its product zinc finger protein 62 homolog. Gene Ontology annotation, molecular function: RNA polymerase II cis-regulatory region sequence-specific DNA binding; DNA-binding transcription factor activity, RNA polymerase II-specific. Gene Ontology annotation, biological process: regulation of DNA-templated transcription. The record is from RefSeq and is a predicted model, not a curated record. Lineage: Eukaryota; Metazoa; Mollusca; Gastropoda; Physidae.
GCCAUGGAUUUACUGGUUUUUUACUGCUGAACAGUUCGGGAAUAAUAACCGACGCUAUAUCGUGCGUGUGAUCGUCGGCGGGAGAAAAUUCCCUACAUUGUCAUCAUUGUCAAGGGUUCACCCCAUCAAUUUAAAGUUAUGCAGAACAGACUGUGAAAAUCAACCAUGUCUUUACAAAGUGCACUUGUGGUUAAACAAGAAUCAAAUGACCAAGCAAUACAAUUUAUGGAUUUAAAAUCAGAUGUAACAUUGGCAAUUUCAACUUUAGAAGAUGUGAAACCAAAUUUAUCAACAUUGAUUUCAACUUCAGAUGUUAUCGAACAAAAUAUAUCAUCACAAUCUUCACCUUUUGAAGUCAAGUCAACUGAAACAGUUGCAUUUUCAACUUCGGAAGAUCAGCAAUCAGAUGAAACAUUUUCUUAUUCUAAAGAUAUAAAACCAAAUGUUUCUACAGAACUUCUAAGGUGUGAUGUUUUAAAAAAGGACAUCUUAACAUUUUCAUCAUUUAAGGGUGAAAACGAAAAUAGCCUAGAUGUUCAAAGACAGCUUAAAUAUUUACCAGAUUCAGAUGCUUUUAUUGAAAAUUUUACAGAUUUUAAAUCAGAUCUUCAUCAUGAUUUAAAAGAACUCAAGGAAUUUCGUAAAGAAGUUAUUGAUAAUUUUCCAACAAUUAAUGAGCUCAGGGAUAAGGGACUGAAGACAUAUAAGUGUGAUAUGUGUUGUCAACAAUUUACUCAUUUUCAUCAUAUUACACAACAUAUGAAAACUCACACAGGAAAGAAUUCAUAUGGGUAUGAUUUUCAUCAGCAACAAGGUGCUAUGCACAGUCAUGUAAAACAGCUUAAGAAAAUAAACAAGAAGUUUUCUCUGCACAAAUUACAUCCUGAAGACAGAUGCAAUGAAUGUGAUGUGUGUCAUAAAAAGUUUGCUUAUAAAAAUAGUUUAAUUAUGCACAAAAAUAUUCAUGAUGGAAUUAAACCACAUGAAUGUGAUGUGUGUCAUAAAAAGUUUGCUUAUAAAUCUAGUUUAUAUACACACAAAAUUAUUCACUCUGGACAUAAGCCAUAUGAAUGUGAUGUGUGUCAUAAAAAGUUUGCUUAUAAAUCUAGUUUAAAUACACACAAAAUUAUUCACUCUGAACAUAAGCCAUAUGAAUGUGAUGUGUGUCAUGCAAACUUUGCCCAGAAGAAUAGUUUAAUUAUACACAAAAAUAUUCAUGCUGGAGUUAAACCACAUGAAUGUGAUGUGUGCCAUAAGAGUUUUAAUAGUAAAAGUCUUUUAUCUCAACAUAAAUAUAUUCAUGCACAAAUAAGACCACAUGAAUGUGAUGUGUGUCAUAAAAAGUUCACUUUGAAGAGUCAUUUAUCUGACCAUAAAAAUACACAUUUUAAUCUCAAGCCAUAUGAAUGUGAUGUUUGUCAGAAAAAGUUUGCUCAUAAAUCUAGUUUAAGUACACACAAAAUUAUUCACUCUGGACAUAAGCCGUAUGAAUGUGAUGUGUGUCAUAAAAAGUUUGCUUAUAAAUCUAGUUUAUAUACACACAAAACUAUUCACUCUGGACAUAAGCCAUAUGAAUGUGAUGUGUAUCAUACAAAUUUUGCUCAGAAGAAUAGUUUGAUUAUACGCAAAAAUAUUCAUGCUAGAGUUAAACCACAUGAAUGUGAUGUGUGUCAUAAAAAGUUCACUACGAAGUAUUAUUUAUCUGAGCAUAAAAAUAUACAUUCUAAUCUCAAGCCAUUUAAAUGUGAUGUUUGUCAAAAACGUUUUAAUCUUAAAAGCCUUUUAUCUCAGCAUAAAAAAACCCAUUUACAUAAAAAACCAUAUGAAUGGGCAUAUGAGCAUAAGCCAUAUGAAUGUGAUGUGUGUCAUACAAAUUUUGCUCAGAAGAAUAGUUUGAUUAUACACAAAAAUAUUCAUGCUAGAGUUAAACCACAUGAAUGUGAUGUGUGUCAUAAAAAGUUCACUACGAAGUAUUAUUUAUCUGAGCAUAAAAAUAUACAUUCUAAUCUCAAGCCAUUUGAAUGUGAUGUUUGUCAAAAACGUUUUAAUCUUAAAAGUCUUUUAUCUCAGCAUAAAAAAACCCAUUUACAUAAAAAACCAUAUGAAUGGGCAUAUGAGCAUAAGCCAUAUGAAUGUGAUGUGUGUCAUACAAAUUUUGCUCAGAAGAAUAGUUUGAUUAUACACAAAAAUAUUCAUGCUAGAGUUAAACCACAUGAAUGUGAUGUUUGUCAUAAAAAGUUCACUACGAAGUAUUAUUUAUCUGAGCAUAAAAAUGUACAUUCUAAUCUCAAGCCAUUUGAAUGUAAUGUUUGUCAAAAACGUUUUAAUCUUAAAAGUUAUUUAUCUCAGCAUAAAAAAACCCAUUUACAUAAAAAACCAUAUGAAUGUGAUUUGCUUCCAUAGCCUAUGUCCAACCAAGAACAAACUACAAGGCAGCAGUAGUUUGAUUUUGGAGUUGUCUCUCCUAGAAGAGUGGCUGUCCCCAGCUAACAAGCCUCAUCUGCCCGAGGGUUUGAACUCGAGACUUUUCGGUUUAGCAACCAUGAGCUUUACCGACUCAACCAAUCCAACCCCCAUGACUUACUUUGAUGUUUAUCAUUUAAAAAGUUCUCACUGUCAUUAGGUGUCUUAUACAGGAUAUAAUCCUCAUAAUUCUAUUAUUUGUCAUAGAGAAUAAUAGGCCUACAAAUGUAUUGACUAUCUAAACAUUUUAUUUUAAAUAUUAGCAGAUACAAUAUUUUUUUAAAAACUUGUUUGAAUUGUCAAAAAUUUUUCUUGUAAACAUUUGAAACAUCAACUUGUUGUCCAUUUGUAUGAUGUCACUAAGAAUGCAGUUAAUGCAAGGUUGAAAAAUUAAUUUUGUUAAAUUUUACAAUUCCUAAAAAAUCACACAAGAGUAAAAAUACUUCAAGGAAAGAAUGGAUGUCAUAAAUCAUCACAGCACCUUAUUUGAUAUGUAUAUUUAUAUAUAUAUUUAUAUUUA